GAGAAGCAGGAGGAGGAGAGGGCGCCCGAACCGAACUGUGCGCCUACGCUUGGUUUGGAGAUCACCGUCUGGGGGAGGGACUUUUUUCACAUGUGGAAAGAGGAAUAAAUGUCUCUCUCAGCUGUCUCCUCCAAAGCUCGGGGACUGUCUGGGACAGCUUUAAGACACCUGCGUCCUCAAACCUUAAAGUUAAGGGCGCGCGUAAAAUACCCAAGUAGCCAAAAGCUGAAGUCGCGUAAACUUUACAGUAUCGUCAAGUCUUAGUAAUGUUAGGCAGCGGCAGCAAGUCAGCGUCCACCGGUCCUAAGGAGAAGAAGGGGACCGCGGCUGAAAGGACCAGGGACCCCAUUAGGAGGCUCGGGAUUUUGGACAAUGAGGACAUCCGUUUGAUGAUGCAGGGCUGCAGCAUGGUAAAGGUUCGCUCUCUGAGGUGGCAGAAGAACCGCAGCCUGCAGCUGCUGGAGGACGGACUCACCGUGUGGUGUGAGACGAAAAGCUCCCGCAAAGGCAAAUCCCAGCAGACAUUUGCAGUGACAGAGGUGGACUGCGUGCGCGAAGGCUGCCAGUCGGACGCCCUGAGGCAGCUGUCCGAGACGGUGCCGGAGGACCAGUGCUUCACGGUGAUCUUCAAGGGAUCCAGGAAGAGCCUGGACCUGAAGUGCCCCACCGCUGAGGAGGCCCAGCGCUGGGUGCGAGGCCUCCGCUUCCUGAAGGACCGCGUCACCUGCAUGACGCAGAAGGAAAAGCUGGACCAUUGGAUUCAAGGCUACCUGAAGCAUGCAGAUGAAAACCAGGACGGUAAAAUGACCUACGACGAGGUCAAACGGCUGCUGCAGAUGAUCAACAUCGACCUGAACGAGCAACACACGCGCUGUUUGUUCAAGCGCUGUGACAAGUCCCGCGACGGCCGCCUGGAUCACAAUGAGAUCGAAGAGUUCUGCAAGGAGCUCAUGCGACGACCCGAGCUGGAGAAAGUGUUCAGACACUACUCCAGCAACGGCUCUGUGCUUUCUAUCGCCGAGCUGCGCGACUUCCUGGGAGACCAGCGAGAGGACGCCUCGCUGAAUCACGCUCAAAAUCUCAUACUCACCUACGAGUUCAACGACUUGGCUCAGAAGAAGAUGGUGAUGACACAGAACGGUUUCACCAUGUACAUGCUGUCUAUGGAAAAUGACGUCUUUAACCCAGACCACGCCCAGAUAUACCAGGACAUGACCUGCCCCCUGACCCACUACUUCAUCUCCUCAUCCCACAACACCUAUCUCACCAAGGACCAGGUCACCAGCGCCAGCAGCACCGAGCCUUACAUCCGGGCUCUGAAUCAGGGAUGCCGAUGUGUGGAGCUGGACUGCUGGGAUGGAGAUAAAGGUGAGCCUGCCAUUUACCACGGCCACACCUUUACCUCCAAGGUUCCCUUCAAGGAGGUUAUUGAGGCCAUCAACCAGUACGCCUUUAAGGCGUCCCCGUACCCUGUGAUCCUGUCCUUGGAGAAUCACUGUUCAGUGGAGCAGCAGGCUGUCAUGGCCAAACACCUUCGCACCAUUCUGGGCAAGAAACUGCUCACCGAGCCUUUCAGUGACCUGCCGCUCAAUGAGCUGCCUUCCCCUGAAGAGCUCAGGGGGCGUAUCCUUGUGAAGGGAAAGAGACACACUCCUCACCUUGGUCAGCUGGGAAAGAACGGGAGUUUUGCGAGCUUCUCCUCGAGCUGUGAAGACGAUCAAGGAAGCAUUAACAAGAACACACCCAAGAGUGACUCUGCAAAGGUCUGUUCCAAGCUUAGCCCCGAGCUGUCGGAGCUGGUGGUCUACUGCAAGAGCGUCUCCUUCCGUGGGUUUGAAAGUGCAUCUAAACUACCAGCAGAUGAAAUGUCGUCUUUUUCUGAAAACGAGGCUCUCAAGCUCAUCAAAGACUCUGGGAAGCUUUUUGUACGACACAACGUCAGGCAGCUGAGCCGGAUCUACCCCUGUGGCCAGCGCCUCCAAUCAUCCAACUUUGAUCCUCAGGAGAUGUGGAACUGCGGCUGCCACAUGGUGGCUCUAAACUUCCAAACCCCCGGGGAGCAGAUGGACCUCAACCAGGGACGCUUCCUCCCCAAUGGUCGCUGUGGAUAUAUUCUAAAGCCCAGCUUUAUGUGCAGCCCGACAUCCAACUUUAACCCCGAGAACACAGGCGGAGGCCCCGGCCACACCCCCACACAGCUGACCAUAAAAAUCAUAUCUGCUCAACAACUACCCAAAAUAAACACAGAGAAAGCCACCUCCAUUGUGGACCCACAGGUAGUGGUAGAAAUCCAUGGAGUGGCCAUAGAUAGGGCGAAGAAUAAAACCCCCCGCAUCGACAACAACGGUUUCAACCCAAGAUGGGACUGCACUCUGAGCUUCCAGCUGCAGGUCCCUGAGCUGGCUCUGGUGCGAUUUGUUGUGGAAGAUCAUGACCAUGCAGCCAAAAAUGACUUUGUGGGGCAGUUCACGUUGCCCUUCACAAGCCUCCGUACAGGAUAUCGACAUGUUCACCUACUGAAGGCAGAUGGCUCCAGCUUGUCCCCAGCCUCACUCUUCAUCCAUGUAAAAGUGAGUAACCUAGGAGUUCCUGUCAAGAGUGUGGCAGAGCGUAUGGCCAUGGCGAAAGGAAAAAAGUGAAAUGUGCCUGAACCAGAUGAAAAGAUACAUUUUUAGAUAUGAAAAGCACUUCAGAGGAAGAAGCAUUUUAAUCCAAGGGGACUGCUGUUGUUACUGCCAAGCCAACAAGACCUCAAGUGGUCCAUUUCUGCUCUUCUGCUGCAAAAUACCGGAAAGAAAAGCUGAAGAGGCAAGAUGGCUCUCAGAUGCACUGUGAAAACAAGACUGAGGCUCAUAAAACACCCUUUACAGGCCUUAAUGUUUUAAUGCCAACUCUUGUCUCCAUAGAUGAAAUUUGUUUUUACUGAUUUUUGUAAUUUAGGUUUGAAAAACGUUUUAGCAUUUUUUAAUGUUCUAUUUUCAAAGGAUGAGAUGACAUUAGGCUGCACAGUGGUGCAGUUGGUAGAGCUGUUGCCUUGCAGCAAGAAGGUCCUGGGUUCGAUUCCCGGCCGGGAAUCUUUCUGCAUGGAGUUUGCAUGUUCUCCCUGUGCAUGCGUGGGUUCUCUCCGGGUUCUCCGGCUUCCUCCCACAGUCCAAAAACAUGACUGUCAGGUUAAUUGGUUUCUCUAAAUUCUCCCUAGGUGUGAGUGUGUGUGUGCAUGGUUGUUUGUCUUGUAUGUCUUUGUGUUGCCCUGCAACAGACUGGCGACCUGUCCAGGGUGAACCCGCCUCUUGCCCGGGACGCAGCUGGAGAUAGGCACCAGCAACCCUCCCGACCCCAUUUAGGGAAGAAGGGUGUAAAAGAAAAUGGAUGGAUGGAUGGAUGGAUGGAUGGAGAUGACAUUAACAAAAAACAGAGCACUUUAUCAUCUGAUGCUAUUUUGCUACAAAAAAAGCUAGCCAUGCCUACAUGUGCCUUAAACUAUGCAUAGUUUUUUUUAAAACUGAAACACUGUCAAUUAAGAUGUACUAAGCUUUUUAGUAAUUGUAUUUUUCACAAUGUCUUAGAGUUGGUGCUAUCAGUCUUACUUAAAAAUAAUUUUAGUAUGUAGAUAAUAUUUAUCUGUACUGAAUUUGUAGCUAUGGGGUAUUAGCCUGAGUAUCAUUUCAAGCUUAUUGAAAAAAGUGUUAGCUAGACCAGUGUUGAAUGUGCAGGUAAAGUUCAUAUGCUCAGUUAAGUGAUAAACUUGUUAAUGAAUUGAUUUUUGCCUGUUUUUAUUCUUAUUUAAAGCUAGCAACAACAAAUAUUUGCACCUUGUAACUACAACAAGGUUUUUUGUAGAUUUUAACAUGUAUGAGGAGUGAAGGUAUAUUGCACUGUUUUAGGGAUUUAUAAAUCACUGACAACAUCAUUGUCUGAGACUUGUCUUAUUUAGUAUUUUUUUGUUUUGCUUUUUGUUUUUUAAAUGCCUGCAAGAGUGUGAAUGUUUCAAUAACUUAACGCUUGUAUCAGCUCACCUUUGACCUGAAUACCAUAUUAAUUUAGGACUUUUCAUUUAUUUAGACCACUCUUUUCCAGGGUGAAUGACCGUUCCACACAUCUGAAAUCAUCUUUUUAAGAGCCAUCUUGGUGCACCAUCUUGAGGCUGUGUGAAAAUUAUGCAUUCAUGUUCAAAUACUGACUUCCCUUCACCUUAAUAUUUAGUAUUGGCACCAAAGCUUUUCAAGUAUGCUCUACAUUUUCACAGGAUCUCAAAGUGGUGUACAGAAAUCCAGCAAACUUAUGUGUCCAGGAGGCAUGAACUGCUCCAAGCUACCGCAGGAUAGAGCUCAUCAACUUGUCUGACUGAAUCUAGCAACCAUAUGGAAGAAGUUAAUUUAUUCUGUCUUACCUCAUGAUAGCAUAGGUGAGAGCCACAACAAAUAUGGCCCUUGGCAAACCAAAGUAGCUCCCACAUUAGUUUAGAAAAUGCCUCAAUCAUUUUACCUAUCUCUUAGUCCGUCUAUUAUUCUUUAAAACACUUCAAUUUCUUCGUCGGACGCAGAAAAAAAUAAAGCCAUAUAUUUUUAAAUUAACAUUAUAAGAUCAAAUUUCAAUGAAAGUCCUGCUUAUAUGAAUCGUUGAUUAGAUACAGUAUCUGUAAUAUAUAGAAUAGCUAGUUUUAUUAAAUUGUGUGCACAUUUUAAAAUAAAUAUGGGGAA
Molecule: messenger RNA, 4700 nt
Organism: Gambusia affinis (western mosquitofish)
Lineage: Eukaryota; Metazoa; Chordata; Actinopteri; Cyprinodontiformes; Poeciliidae
Gene: plcd3a
Product: phospholipase C, delta 3a
Exons: 15
Coding region: 267-2639 (790 amino acids)
Biological process (GO): intracellular signal transduction; lipid metabolic process
Molecular function (GO): phosphatidylinositol-4,5-bisphosphate phospholipase C activity; calcium ion binding
Source: RefSeq, a predicted model, not a curated record